AUGCCUUUCCUCUCGAAUGUGCCCGCUCUCCGGCUAACCCUCGCCUACGCCGUCCAUGAUCCCUCGAGCCUGCUUCCACACAGAACAAUCCCAACCCUCCUUUCGCUCCCUCUGCCUAUUAGUCCUUGGCUUCCCUCGCUCGAUGGCGCGGGACAAAAGCCUAGAAUACGAGCCUUGGUGUUGGACAAAGACAAUACGCUCUGUCCGCCCCAGACAGCCAAAUUGCAUCCAUCCUACAUAAACAAGAUCGAGAAGAUCAGGGAGUCCCCCGAAUUCUCCCAGAACGCGCACAGCAUCCUCAUCGUCUCCAACACGGCAGGGAGCAGUCCGGACCUGGAGCAUGAGGCUGAAGCGAAGCAAUUGGAGCUCGAACUCGGACUUCCCGUCCUGAGACAACACCCAGACCGCAAGAAGCCUUUCUGCGGCCCUGACAUCCUGAAAUACUUCAAAGAUCAUGGCGUCACAGAAGAUCCAAAAGAAAUCGUUGUGGUGGGGGACAGACUGGCGACGGACGUGCUCUUGGCCCGGGAAAUGGGGAGCUGGAGUAUAUGGUGCAGGAAUGGCUGGCGUAAUCCCGCAAUGCCAGGUCGAGAUUACAGAGGAUUUUUCAGCAAGAUGGAAAACCGCUUCGAGAAGGUCAUGAGAGGAGGUUUCGGCAAGGCUGCUCCUCUUCCCAAGGUUACGUGA
This is a messenger RNA of Capronia coronata CBS 617.96, 687 nucleotides long. Its product is annotated as HAD superfamily (subfamily IIIA) phosphatase. Lineage: Eukaryota; Fungi; Ascomycota; Eurotiomycetes; Chaetothyriales; Herpotrichiellaceae. The record is from RefSeq and is a predicted model, not a curated record. The transcript has a single exon. Gene Ontology annotation, molecular function: phosphatidylglycerophosphatase activity. Bases 1 to 687 code for a protein of 228 amino acids.